AGUUUUUGAAGCCAAGAGCAUGAUUAUUCGAAGGUAUAUCUAUCCACCCACAACUAAUGUUGACACAUUUUGCUCUGAGAACAGCACUAAGCUUCCUGUUUUGCUGCAACAGCCUCUCCAAGAUUUUGCUAGCAGGAUUUAAACAGCCUUGGAUUACACAGGACCAGUCUGUCUGUGGAUCUGUCGAGAAGGCCACUUUGUCUUUUUGUGCGGCUCCUAGGUUGGAAUCACCAGCCACCGUGGGCACCUAUGGCAAGGUUUGCCAGAUAUUCCUCUUUCUUGAGGAGCAAUGUCUCUUAUUUUUAGAAUUGUUGCUGUCAUGGAACCAUUUAUCCCAGUGAAGUAAUUGCUGUGUAUUUAUCCAGGAACUAAGCAGGAACCCAGGGAGUGCAGGAAAGGAUACCAAAUCCUUGUUCCAGAACUUCCUGCUGUUUCUGAAGAGCCUGAAGAUUUAUGGGUUCUGCAUCUGCCUAAAAAGUAUGAAACAGCAGCUUUAAAACUGAGACACCUAGGACCAAUAAAGCCUGCAGACUUACUGUUCUUCAUGAUAAAGUAAAUUCAGCUUGGCUGCAAUUCUAAAACAGAUCUACCAACGUGCAAACCCUGCUGAAAAUGGUAGGACUUCUGAGGAAAGAUUCAUCAGACUGCACGGCAUACCCGUUAAAAAACAGUUGUAUGUGCACCUAUGUGCACAUGUGUAGAAUGUACUCUAAGUGAAGCCUGAGUACAGCUGAGUAGACCAAAUAAUUUAGCUUUCCGUUGUUGCAAAAAUAAUACAAUUACCUGACAUCUGUGAAGCAUUCUGGGCAAAGAAUCAAACUUUUGCUAAUGAAACCUGACAUUCAAGGCCCCUGUGCUUCUUCACACCACCAAGGAUGGGUGCCUAAUUCUUUCCAUAACUGUGGCUGCUCAGCAAAUAUAAAGAGACACUGUUUAUUUUAGACUCCUGGUUUUUAAUUUUGAACUGGCAACCAUCCUCAGACCUUAAUGAGCAUUAACAAUGGUCUUGAAGAAAAUGUGCCAAUUUGGAGGUCAUUUGUGCUUCAAAAGCCUCCAUUCCAACCCAGAUGUGUGGAAUUCAACCAGCCAUUCUUGACACAUGCCACCCACUGCUAUAUUUGGUAAGCUGCCUCUUGUGUAUAGGACUGACACAUCCCCCGGCACCCAAGGCCUCCUGAUUAGGCACAGCCUGAGGUGCCCAAGGAUUGUGAUGGCUUGAGUGCCUAGGACGACUCCGGCAAGGCAAACAGAGCUGACACCACCAACCGGCAGCUCUAUUUUUCCGGCUCUCUCCAGUGCAGAACUGGCUAGAAUCACUUUCCCAGACUUAAGUCUCUCUUUCAAUCAUGCGGUGAGAAGCGCUGGGAAAAGAUUUGAAAAGUUUUGCUUUCCCCCUUCCUUUUGUUCCUCAUCCUCCUCCCCUGGGCAGCAACAGUGCAGACUUGUUCAUGGACAGCAGGGGGGAAAGAAUCAAAUUUGAACAGAGCUUCUUACAAAGCUCAUAAAAGCCGAGUUCUUUCAUACAGCCUGAGACUCCUUGCUAGAUCAUUCAUUUUUUAAAAUAAUUGCAUAUGGUAAAAUGCCUCACAAUCGUCCCAAGAACUCGAGCCCAAUCCCAGAGGUGGCAUGGGACUCGGGACUAAAGGAAAUGAACAAGACCUGGAAAGGAGCAGUUGCCUGCCUUGGGGUGGCCGUCUUCUUUGUGAUGACCAUUGGGAUUAUAUACUGGCAAGUGGUGGAUCAGCCAAACAAGAACUGGAUCCUGAAAGGGAGAGCCAGCGGGCUCUUCUGGGAACGGAAAGCUCACUCCCUCAUCCUGCAGACUCUGAGUGAAGAGAAAACCUUGCUGGUAAUAAACAUGGGAAGCUUCCCAGAUGUGGAGGUGCCUUUUGUGAAGAACUUGUGCUCAUUGAACAAGUCAGAAUUCUGCUAUACCUGGGAGGCCAUGGCAGACCUGAAGAUCUCCCUGGAAGCAAGUCGUGCCUCCACCACUGAGUGCUACUACUUCAAUUGGACCCCUCUUCACUGCCAAGUGAAACUCAAGGAUUGCUUCUCCAUGGAGAACGUGUCCUGGUAUGGAGGGCCAAGUGUCAGCCACCAGUUCUGGCCCCUGAACCACGUGAGCACCAAGUCCCAGCCAUUCAUUAUUAGCAACCUCAGCCAAACCCCAGAUGGCUACGGAUCUGUCUUAGAAAGAUAUUUCUUGGGGUCCACAGGAGUGACAGUGAUGAGCGCCUCAGACAUACCCCUCUCCCUCUCCAUAGAGAGGGACCACCAAUUUUGCCUUGAGAGCACCCCUGGCGCUGACAUGGCAUUCCUGCAGUACACAGUAUGUGCCAGCAAGGGCAUCAUCUCUGCCCAUCUGGAAGUGGGAAGCCAAUUCUCAGGACAACCACGGAAGCUGCCUGAUAGUGGCCUUCUUCGGUUGACUGUCUGGAGGUAUUACGGAGAAGCAGAUUCUGCUGCCAAAAUGGAGCGAGGAUUAAGAGCUUUCUUCAGCAGGCUGCAAACACAUCGUCUCGGGGAGGGCCUAAUCAUGCUCAGUGAGCAUUCCACAAUGCUACUUCAUCACACGGAGCACACAUAUUUACCCCUGCUGAGAAGAAAAAGGCUGCAUACUGUAAAACUUGCCAUGGACUACUCACUUAUAAAGCCACUAAAACUUGCCAUCACUCUGUCCCCUUAUGCAAGUAUCAGCUCCCAGCUUUUCCAGAGGUCUCUGCAAGAAGGCAAAGAAGACUUCUGGCUGAGCCACCACUCAGAACCUGGUGACUAUGCGGUGCCACUGCUCAGCAGAUGGCGAGGGCAGCUCUCUGCUCGUUUAAAUGUAACCAGCCAGGCUGCAGUGCUCUGGUACAUGGACCAAGUGAACUUCCUGAAGCAGCGACUGGGGGCAGAGUAUGUGAUUUUUGAAGGUGGAGAAGGCAACUUGUUUCUGGAACAUGCAAUUCCUCCUCCCACUGAACUCAAAGAGGAUAACUACAUCUGCAUUUUAGCCUUGAUAGCGGUUACACUUGGAAAUUCAUCAGUAAUUAGUGCUGGCACAAGAGCUAGCCACCUGCCGCUCUUUCUCCAAAUGAGCCCACGGCAAUCUGACUGGAGCUAUGCUGGUUUAAAGGGGAUUAUUCCAUCUGCACUUCACUACAGUCUUCUGGGAUACAACUUUUUUAUUCCAGAUGCAAUAGGGGGAACUCUUGCAACUGGUGUUCUGUCUGAUGAAGAGCUAUAUGUUAGAUGGCUCCAGAUAGUGGCUUUCCUUCCAGUGAUGUCCUUCAGCACUCCACCGUGGGUCUGUUGUGAUGACUGGGUGCUGAAUCUCACCAGACAUUACAUUGAGUGGCAUCAGAAUUUUGUGGUUCCUCUCAUUGAAAAAUAUAGCAAGGAGUGGCUCUCCCAGGGGUAUCCUAUUUUUCGACCCUUAUGGUGGCUCUGUCCCACCAACCCCAUUGCCUUUGCCAUUGAUGAUGAAUUUCUCAUUGGAGAUGAGGUACUUGUGGCUCCAAUAACAGAACGAGGACAGCGUCAGAGAGACAUCUAUCUGCCCAGGGAGGGUCAAAAGUGGAUGGACACCAGCACUGCUCGGGUGUACAAUGGAGGGACCUUUGUCAAGAACUACUCUGUUGCUCUCGCGGAUGUGCCUGUUUUCAUUAGGACCUCCUAGAUGGCAGAUGACCCAAGAUUUCAGAAAGCUUAUAGAACUUCAGAGACACUUUAAAGGAAGCGCUCUCUUCCUUUAAAAAGGAAUUGUAAAUGAGGUGCACUUUUACACAAACAAUAUAUACUAAAACAAACAACUAUAAAAAGUGCUUAAAAAAUCCAUGUCCUAGUUUUCAAAACCAGUAAACCCCUCCAGAUGUUUCUGUCGGAA
Varanus komodoensis (Komodo dragon) is the source of this 3868-nucleotide messenger RNA. Its product is annotated as SITS-binding protein-like. The record is from RefSeq and is a predicted model, not a curated record. The transcript has 13 exons. NCBI's taxonomy places the organism in Eukaryota, Metazoa, Chordata, Lepidosauria, Squamata, Varanidae. The coding region runs from base 1580 to 3661 and encodes 693 amino acids.